Meleagris gallopavo (turkey) is the source of this 10445-nucleotide messenger RNA. Lineage: Eukaryota; Metazoa; Chordata; Aves; Galliformes; Phasianidae. The record is from RefSeq and is a predicted model, not a curated record.
UGGGAGGAGGGCAGCGGUGAUGGACUUGAUCUCCCGGGUCUCCUGCUGAGGCGGCAGCACAGCGCCCGCCGCCAGCCAGCACCCGGCAGGGCCGCGCCGAGCAGCGAGCGCCGGCCUCGGCUCCGGGGGUCCGCGUCCACCUCGCCGCUCCCGUCCUCCCGCACGCGGACACGCAGCGCCCUCCUCCUCCUCUGCCCUUUCAUCCUUCGUCCCGGCGUCCUCCCUCGCGGUCUCCCGCGGCGGCAGAUGUGCUUGGGGCCACCGCGCAGCUGGGACUAUGGUGAAAUUUCCAGCGCUCACUAACUACUGGCCCCUCAUCCGCUUCCUGGUCCCUCUGGGCAUCACCAACAUCGCCAUCGACUUCGGGGAACAGGCCUUGAACAGGGGCAUCGCUGCUGUUAAGGAAGAUGCUGUGGAAAUGCUGGCCAGCUAUGGGCUGGCGUACUCCCUGAUGAAGUUCUUCACUGGUCCGAUGAGUGACUUCAAAAAUGUAGGUCUGGUGUUUGUGAACAGCAAGAGAGACAGGACCAAAGCAGUUUUGUGCAUGGUUGUGGCUGGCGCUGUAGCUGCUGUAUUCCAUACCUUAAUAGCGUAUAGCGAUUUGGGGUAUUACAUAAUUAAUAAGCUACACCAUGUGGAUGAAUCAGUGGGAAGUAAAACUCGGAGGGCCUUCCUUUAUCUUGCUGCCUUCCCUUUUAUGGAUGCCAUGGCAUGGACCCAUGCUGGAAUUCUUCUGAAACACAAGUACAGUUUCCUGGUGGGAUGUGCCUCCAUAUCAGAUGUCAUAGCUCAGGUCGUUUUUGUAGCCAUUUUGCUUCACAGUCACUUGGAGUGCAGGGAGCCUCUCCUGAUCCCAAUCUUGUCCCUAUACAUGGGAGCACUUGUCCGAUGUACCACAUUAUGCCUGGGAUACUACAGGAACAUACAUGAUGUCAUUCCUGACAGAAGUGGGCCCGAAAUGGGGGGAGAGGCUACAAUCAGGAAGAUGCUGAGCUUCUGGUGGCCUUUGGCAUUAAUCUUGGCAACUCAGCGAAUAAGCAGGCCCAUUGUCAACCUUUUUGUCUCCCGAGACCUAGGUGGCAGUUCUUCAGCCACAGAGGCAGUGGCAAUUCUGACAGCUACCUAUCCUGUGGGACACAUGCCGUAUGGCUGGCUGACAGAAAUUAGAGCAGUAUACCCAGCUUUUGACAAGAAUAACCCCAGCAAUAAACUGGUGAACACCAAUAGCACCGUCACAGCGACACAUAUCAAGAAGUUCACUUUUGUUUGCAUGGCUUUGUCCUUAACGCUCUGUUUUGUGAUGUUUUGGACACCAAAUGUGUCAGAGAAGAUUUUAGUUGACAUAAUUGGAGUAGACUUCGCUUUUGCAGAGCUGUGUGUUGUUCCUUUGCGUAUCUUCUCCUUUUUCCCAGUUCCAGUGACAGUCAGAGCACACCUAACUGGUUGGCUGAUGACUCUAAAGAAGACAUUUGUGCUGGCACCCAGCUCAGUGCUGCGGAUUAUCGUCCUCAUCACUAGUCUCAUUGUUCUGCCUUACUUGGGAGUUCAUGGAGCCACCCUGGGAGUAGGAUCCCUUCUAGCAGGGUUUGUGGGAGAAUCUACUAUGGUUGCAAUAGCAGCCUGUUACGUCUAUCGAAAACAGAAAAAGAAGCGGAAUGAGAAUGAAACAUCUGCAGAAGGUGAAGACUCUGCCAUGACCGACAUGCCCCACACGGAGGAAAUGACAGACAUCGUAGAAAUGAGAGAAGAGAAUGAAUAAGAAAUGGGAUGCAAUUGUUCUCUACAGGGACGAUUGGAGUGACACUUCAGCAUCUUGUUGUCUCUCAUACUUUUUUGUUUGUUUGUUUUUAUUUUUGUAAUAAAGAGGCCUUGAUUUAAAAGGUUUCAGAUAAAUUCUCUAGCAUACUGAGUAUGCUCACACUGAUGAGGGACCUAAAAAGAGGUCUUUGCUUUUUCUUUUUCAAUUGAAUUUGUUUUCUCACUCCAUGCAAACAUAAAAGAUACAAUUGCAUCACUGUAGAGUCUUCCUUACUUAUGCAUCCAUCUUCUCUGGACAAUCUGCAUUUGUCAACCAAAGCCCUGCUGUGUGCGUGUGCCUGUGUGCACAUACACAAGUGCCACUGGCUCAGUGCUACUGCCAUAAUCCUACUCCCUCCCCUCUUUCCUUUUCCUUCCUUUUCUUUAUGAGAAAUGUUAAGGAAAAGAAGUUUGGAAUACAGAGCUUUAUUUUACUUGCUUGAAAAUGACUUUGCUACAUAAACUAAUAUACUAUGGUGAACUAUAUCUUUUUGUUUGGCCUCAUCACUAGAGCUUAUACUGCACAGGGUACAAUACAGGGAGGAACACGUAAGUCUCCAUAUGGGGAAAACAGGUUCCUCUCUCCUGUUAAAUGUGUGUGGAUGUGUAUAUACACACACAGAGACAUACAUGUAUAUAUAUUUAUAUAUAUAUGCAUACGAUAAAUAAAAUACAUACAGGACAAGAACUCUGUUUAGUUUUCAUUCCAUCUGAAAGACAGAAAUCUUUUGAAAAAUGUAAGCAUUUAAUUCAGAAUCUAUUUGAAUAGCUAAGCAUCACCUCACAUGGUUUUCUUUAGGAAAAAAAAAAAACAUGCACUUUCCUCUUGUGAAGAGGGUGAUAGCAACUGAUAUAAAUUGACUGUAUUUGAAUAAAAAAAAUAAAAAUUGACACGCUUUACCAAAGUUCUUGUCCACUGAUUUAACUUUGAUUUGCUCUACUUUUAUUUCUGGUGUCUAUAUAUUGAAAGAAAAAAUACAGAUAAUUUGUGCAGGAUACCAUGCUGUGUCACAUUACUACACAUAGUUCCAUGAAAUUCUUAAUUUGGUGAUGUACACAUGCUCACACACACCUGUGUAUAUAUAUAUAAAUAUAUAUAUAUAUACACAUAUAUGUAUGUUUUGCUAUGAUAUAUUUACCUAUGCAGUAGAUCAGAAUCAGUAUGGUGAAGCUCAAGUACUGGUAAUCCUCCAAGUCCUCAGUUAGGGACCAUGAUCACUUGUUAGCUCCUAACAGUGUCAUGGAAGUGGAAAGCUGCUCAAACCAGCAAGUUGCACUUUGCAAACAAGGCAGGCACUGUGCAGUUUAAUUGAGCCUUAAACAGUAGAGCGUGGGAUUGGAUGGUCGGUCCUUGUCAAGUGGAAAUGAAGCCUAUGUAAGAGGUUACUGAACCAGAGAUGGUUUUGGGUGCCACUGAUGAUGGCUGCGGGAGCAGCUUCUAUUGCUGUGCUGUUCUGUGUUUGGCUGCGGGGCAGCGUUCUGUGUCCAGUUUGUAGUAGCUUGGGUUCUUUCAUUUGUAGCUGUGCCAGAUUCUGAUUCUGGAUACAGUUAUCCUACAUGGUAUAUCUGCAAACCAGUUAAUUUAAACUUUGUUUAGUAAAAAUCUAUUUUUAUAAGUUGUGGAAAUGAUUAUUUAAUUGUGGACAACUUCACUUUCUAGAUUAUUUUCCAGGUAGUCCCAGCACUCAGAAAAUUGACCAGAAUUAGCCAUUACUUCAAAAUGCUAUAUCAAUAUAUGUGUGUAUAUACAUACACAUGUGUAUAAAUAUAUAUAUUGUAUAUUAUGUACUUUUAUUUUAAGCGACAAUGCAUUUCUUAUUUUUCCAAGUUCAGCUAAAAAAGUCUCUGAAACAUUACUGAGUUGACUAGUCACUAGGUGUAGCUAGAAUGAAAGGCAUUGUAUCAAUUAAUUUUAUUUUAGACAUUUGUACCAAUUUGUUAUAUGUGCAGAUGCGGUAAGAGAAGACUUAGAAGUGAUUUUAUUCAACGACAGACUUGAAAAAUCAGUUUGUGGUUAAUUAGUGGUGGCAGUAAAGGAUAAGAUUAAACCUAGUAGCCACACAUUUUCUGUGCCACCACAAGGUUGUUCUCACUGUUUAUUAUAGGAGAUUUUUUAAAAAGAAAAAAAAAUGUCCUCAGACAAAUGAACUUUGUGCAGUAUGGAGACUGUACACAUAUGCAUUCAUGAAUACUCUCAAACAUUCAUGUGUAUGUAACAUGUAUAUAGACUGUUACGGAUCGCAGCGGCCAGUUAAAGACUUCUCUGUUCCUGUUGUUUUGAUUCCUCCUGUGCAUUUGUAUCCAAAUCCACAACACGCAGUUUUUCAGGAACUGUGGGGAUAAAACACUAAAUUAUUUGUGUGUAGUAUUUCUUUUGAUACUUGAAUGAAAUUCAAAUAGCAGUAUUUUUGAGGAAUUUUGAGCAUGACAGAUGUAAUCACUGCACCAAAAAGUAGGAAUUUGAAAACAAAUUAGUUGAAGCACUGAGUCUUUUGUUUUAGAUAGAAAACUGAACAAUCAUCAAGAGUAAAUUAUUGGUCAUAUAGAGUGAAACUAAUGGUAUUGUAAAAGUUAAAAUUUCAGUUCUGUGGGUAGUUAUAUUCCUUUAUUUCAAAAAAAAAAAAAAAGAAUGAGCACAGGAAUGGUUGGAUUCAGGCAAGUAUUCACAAAGUUUUGUAAGGACACAUGCAUAACACUGAUUCCCGUUUCCUGUGCAUUAUGUAUCUUUUACAUUGCUGGGUUAACCAAAUCUGCUGAUAUCUGCAAUACGUAACUCCAUAUGGGAGCUUGGUGUCCCAGCAGAUGCUCUCUCACAUUAGCAUGCUCAACCUGAUGGCAGGUCCACAAGGAGCUCCAUGUGCCACAGCAGUGCCCAGAACUCCAUCUGGUGACAUCUUCAAGGGCUUCAGUGACAAUCUGAGCCCCAUUUGAUGGUGCGUCCAACUGGACUGCCUUUGGACCAAGGGCGUGUGCCGCCACAUCCAGCUCGACCAAAUCCCUCUGAAUGGGUGCAAUCAAUACCCACCCAAGUGUCUCUGCUGAGCAGGCCCUUGUGAACAUGUUGACUUCUUCCCGCACAAAGGGACUCUUGAAUUUUGAUGAAAUGCUGUCUCAUUUGUGAUGUUGCUCAUGACAUCUCUAUCUGUGUGAUACAUUUUGAAGUAAUAGAAAUCUGUUAGUUGUCUGUUUUGAGAGGGAGAGACAGAGUACCAUCAUCUCACUGAGGUCAUGGAAGUUUCAGCCUUUCGACACUUUCUUGAGAAUAACUGAAUGAUAUCAAUGAAGUUACAAUAAAAAGAGGAAAAAAGUUGAUCUGCCUCCUAUAUCUUAUAUUUUAGACCAUGAAGGAACAUACCACACAGCAGGAAGUAGAAGGGACACUGGUAGAUUGUGGAUUAAUGUUUCUAGGCUUUUAAUAUGUACCUAAGGUUGUGUUAAUUGUCUGAGCUUUCCUUUCACAGACCCAAUAGGAUUUGGAAAACGCCUGUUUUUUAUCUCCCCCACAUGCUUACCAGGUCAUGGCCCUGGUGAGGCAGGCUCUGCGUGUCCCAUCCCUCUUACACAGCCACGCGGUCGAGAGUGAGAGCUGUGCUGGGCAAGAGGAUGGGUGAGUAACAGAGAAGUCUUUUGUUUCCUAUUCAUUUUGCUGCUAAAUAUUUCCUUUGAAUGGGAGAGAUUUAUAUCUGGCUCUUGGUUGGGUUGUGCUGAAAUGCUGCAGACAGAUAGACAGUGGCUGGAGAUGGAGGGCGAGCUGCUGAAUGCAGUGUAUUCAGGACAGGCCACAGCGCACAGACGAGCCUUUUGAGGGAGAGAGUUCUUUUUUUGUGGGCUGGCGCCUCGUGCUUAAAGGGAAGGGUGAAAGGAGCCUUGGGGUGCUCAGAGAGGCCACGAGGUGUAGGCAGUGCAGGAUGGUGUGGGAGCAGGAAGGCAGCAGCCCACCUUGGCCUCUCACUGAGGUGUGGGCAUGGUGUGAUCAGUGGGACAGUGUGACUGGGGAUACCUGAGUGUUGGUCCUGUAGCCAUUGGUGUAUCUGAAAGCCAUGCAUAAAUAGAUGAAUAUAUAUAUGUAAGGGUUUGUAUAUAUGAGUGUGUAUGUAAGAGUUUUAUGCACACAUUUUUUACUACUGGCUGUAUGUAGUUUGCUGGAACAAAGUAUAAAUAAGAUCUUAAAGAGGGAAUAGAUUGUGUGAAGAAUUGCAGUUUAAAGCUACAUAAACAAAUAACUAAAACGACCUUUCGUCAGAUAUGAUACCGGUGAGAAAAAGUGGGAUUUAGAUCAGUAAGCUGGGAGAGAAGUGGGGAACGUGGAAAAGGUUAUGGAUGUGGCAUAGCCAGCCUAAAGACAGCAUCAUGGGGUGGAGGUCAAUUAAUAGAGAGCAGAAAUGGCUCCGCCAUUCUCCUGUUAACUGCACUGGAGUGGAACUGAAGGGUGAGAAGUGAUGUGUAAAUGAGACACAGCUUUGAGCAUUUGGGUUUCUGAGAGUGGAGGAGUCAUCAGAGAGACGAGCAUGAAAACAUCUCAGAAAAGCAUUCAAGCAGAAAUGAACCAGUAUGUGGGCUUUGUGGCAUGCAAAGAGGAGACUUUACAUCACCUGCUGAUUCUAACUGGCAGUAACUGGGCAAAUGUCACGAGCUUUAGUUAAACAAAGUUAAACAGAGUAACAAAGAGUGAAAUACGCAGCUUUGAUAUCAAACUGGCAUUUCCCAAGUACCAUGUUAGCCAUGUGCAUGUGCAGACCGCCAUGUUUGCAGGCCGCGGCGAGGGCCCACUGAAGGGCUGCAUGUCCCCCAGGCAGUGCCAGCACCAUGGGCACUUCUUGGCUUCUCAGCAGCGUGCAGCAGGCCUUGUUGUAUUGAGUGCUGAUGCACAGCAUGAAGUGAGGCACCUACAUUAGGUCAGCCAUUAACUCAGGUGCAUUGAGGGCCGCACAUGCAACAGAGCAGCAGAGCAGGGGGAUGAAGCGGAGUGCUUAGGGAGCCGUGGCUUACGAGUGAUUUUGGAGCAGCUUGUGUGGAUUUGCUUUGGAAAACAGUGCACAGUCAAAAAAGUCAUUGCCAGACUUCUCCUUGGCAUUGUGUGAUUACUAGACAUUGUCACUCCUCACAUCAACUUGAGUUUCACCUCGUUUUUUUCUCUCAUUUCCAGUUCUGCAUCAUCAGACAUUUCUUUAUUUUCUUCUGAAGGCUUCUGCUAGGUUUAUUUUGUCUGCUGGCAUUUUGAGAAAGAAAAUGUAGUCUUCAUGCUGAAUGUCAAGCAAUGUAGUCUCUAAAAAGUAGCUUAAAACAAAACUGUUUUUUUGAUGAACUGCUUCUUGCUUUUCAUUUGCUAAGCUGAAAAGGAGUCAAGAAAUAGAAGGAACUGGGGGCUAUUCUUUAUUUAAAAUCAAGAAUUCAAAGAAUUAAUUCAAAUUCACUACUUAACUCGAGCCAUUUUUUUUAACCUUCUGGUGAUUUCUGAGCACCAGGCCCCAACUCUCCCAGGGCACUGCAGCCCUGCAGCAGUGCACUGUUUGAAGCACUGGGAAGCACAGGACUUCGUGUAGAUGAAAACUAAAAUACAGCCUGAAGAGUUGGAGAGGCUGAUUGAUAGGAAGAAUCUGUUAAGUUUAAAAUUCAGCUGGACUUGUGCAACCUGAUUGAUUUCUACAGUGGCCCUGCUUUGGGGUUACAUAGAUAAAUACCUGCCAUCUCCAUCUGACCUAAAUUGUUCUCUGCUUCACUUAGAUCCUAGGGUAGUCCUGUCAUCUUAAGACUGUUUGGGUUUUCUUUACGAUUUCAGGGCUGAGAGAUGGUGCCCACUAGGGCUCAAGAAUGCAGAUAUCUAAGCCAAAAUCUGAGCUUCACAGAUUCUUUCGCAGAUGACAAAACUCAUAUUUCAGGGCCAGCUGUAAGCACCCUCCCACUCUGUGGGAGCCCCACAAUGAGGGCAAAGCAAAAAUCAGCUAUUGUAUAUGCAGACAAAAUAUGUGAGAACUGCACUGCACUUUUACAGUUAACUCUCUAAGUACAAAAGCCUGCAACCAGCAAGAAACGGCAUGCAUCACCCUCUUUUCAUGUGCAUCGUUCAUCACUAUAAAAAAAGCUAUGCUUUCUGAUAACUGUAAUCAACGUAAUGCAAAGUAAUACUUAAUUUAUGUAAUAAAACAGCUUGGCCUGUCUACAAAUGAGAGCAUAUAAGUACACUCUUGGGAAAGGAUGGAUUUUAAAAUUGAAGUGACAGCUAUAUCCAUAAUUCCACCAAAACACAAACAAAAAAAUUGGAAAAAAAAGCAUCAGCUUUGAAUGAGUAUCCUGCCUAGGUGGAAAGAAGAGUGUGAGUACAUAUGCAGAAAGCAGCAGAGUCUGAACUAGCAUGCUCAGCUUUGUAGUUUGUUCAGCACUAAUGCAACUCUGGUUUUGUGUCCUAUUACAGUAAAUGCAAUGUCCUUCCUAAGCUGUAAUGAAACAAUUAGGAGACUACAGGCCAUAGGGUUACUUACAUCAACUGAUUUUAUCUACAAACCUUGCGAAUACUACAACAUUGCAAAAGCAAAACCUGCAAAAAAAAGAAGGUUCUUAUGCAUUUUUAUAGAGGAUGUCAACAAGCUUUUUAAAAUUAAUCACUCUUUCAAUAAUGCAGUUCAAAGUGCACUUCACUGACCUUAUUUUUAAUAAAAAUCUACCCAUAAAACACCAUACAUUAUUACAAAGCAAAUGCACAAGAUGCAGAAUUCAACCUGUGUUUUUGUCAAUGGGACAGAAGCUCCCACCACCACCAUAAAUGCAAUUGAGCUCAGGUGGUGUAACUCAUUCAGAACACUGGCCCCACUACUACUGCAACUUCAGAUCUGUCUGCUUUUGUUGCUGCUGCCUCCAUUUUCUUGAAGCCAAGCACCCAGGGCACUGUCUGGUUCGGUACACGAGCAUGGCCAUGGGUCCCCAGGGCUUGCCUGCCAAGUGGGAGGUGACUCGAGACACAGAGCCUCUUUAGGACAAAACCCAAUGGUUUGUCAUUCCACAAUAUGAGCAAGCUGGGGGCAGCAAUCUUCCCUAGAGCUGGCUCUUCUGAAAGAGGGAAAAUAGACUUUGCCUUUUAUUGACGGACUUGUGGCUGGGAUUGCGGCCGCUGUUCGGUCCUCCAAUGCUGCUUUUGAUGUUUUUUUAUGCUGUGACAUUGGCAGAGCAUCUUAAUACCACAGGCUGCAGAAAUCCCAACUGGAGACCAAGGAGUCUGUUCUGCUUGGUGGCAUAGAUGAAAUGUGUUUAAUGAUGCAACUCCCCAUUUAUCAUCUUUAAUGAGAGAUUCGCUCACCUAUGAAGGUUACCAGGCAGCACUGCUGACAUCAGAUAAACCUGAACAUUGCGGUGCUAGGAAUACAAAAGGCACCAAACUUUGUCACACUUUUUGCAGUGGAGAAAGAAGGAAGCUUCACGCGUCCCACUCUCUCCAUCUUCACAUAGUUGAGCAAAUGCCAGUCACAAGGUUGCUCUAGAAGGAACUCUAAGGCUGAGCAAAACCCAAAGGGAAAAGCAGCAGAUGAGAACUGUUUUGUCUCCAUAGCAGGGAUCAUCAUGGAGGAGGGCUAAAUUGCAUAGAAAUGCCCUCCAGAAAGUAUUGAUUUUAGAGCAGAGGUUCAGGAUGGCUUUGACCACAUUGUACAUCAUCUGUAAAGUAGUAACAACAAGGAUAGCAGGUUCUCCAAUCUCCAAAAGGUGUUCUAAGGGUAGAAUUCACUGAUGCUGGUGAAAAAUGCUUGGAUACUGCAGGGAACAGCACCACAGAAAUGCCUAUAAAUACUGUACUCAUAUUCGCAUGUUCUAAUUGUGCCUUUGGGUUCUCUAAAAUUGACUUGUUUUUAGUUUAAUGGAAAUACUUAAAAAAAAUGAGAGUGAGGAAUAGUGUCUUGAAGCAGCAUCCUAAGAAAGGGCAGCACAGUGUCUGAAGGCUUUCUUGGGAAGGAGCAGGAGGAUGUUAUAGGGCUCUGUCCAAAGAGCAUUCUGCAGGAAAAGGACUUGUUCUGUUCUCAGUAGGCUUGUAAGUAGUAGCUGGGCACCCUUUAGGGAAUGCUGUGUUUGCACUGGUGUUAAGGUCACCUUUCCAUAAGGAAAAAGCUGAUUUUUUGUUCAUUUCUGUUAUUUUAAGGUAAAUCUGAGAACUAGGCAAAUUAUUACUUAUUUCACCUCAGAGGUAUCACUUGCUUUUCCUUUCUUUCAGAGUAUCUUUCACUAUCAGAUUCAGAUUCUUUCAGUGUCUUUCAGGAUAAAGCUAUCUUUAUGCAAAGCAGUAUGCCUAAUAGCAAUCCUUGACUAUUUAAACAAGUCAAUUUUCAAAGGACUGUAGGUGUCAAGUCAGAGCCCUAUUUGGAACUACAGUACAGGGAUCCUAGAUUUUAAAAGAAAUGUUACCUCAUGCAUCAUUUUCUGCCAUACUUUUGUAGAAUUCCAAUUGAUUUCUCUCAAAAGAAGUGUUGUUUUCUUGAAGUUGUACACCUAAAGCUACCCGUUUGUUUUUUAAUGAAUGUUUUGCUUUGCUUUGAACAUGUGGGUUUUCUGUAACCUCUAAAGAAACCAAUGAAGGUAAAACUUUGUACAUUUUUUCAAUGACUGCUGAGGUCGAAAGUAUAAAAGUACGUGUUGCAUUAAAAAUUGAGUGUUGUUUAUGUAUUUAA